Copidosoma floridanum is the source of this 3881-nucleotide messenger RNA. RefSeq names its product symplekin scaffold protein (gene Sym). Gene Ontology annotation, cellular component: mRNA cleavage and polyadenylation specificity factor complex. Lineage: Eukaryota; Metazoa; Arthropoda; Insecta; Hymenoptera; Encyrtidae. The record is from RefSeq and is a predicted model, not a curated record.
UGUGUGUGCACAUUAAUUCUUAACGUAAUUGCCGAUUUUUGUUUUCUAGCAGGAAUACAGAAAAUUCCCUUUACGUGGACAUACUUCAUUUGAAAAAGUAGCGUUUUUCUUUAAAAUUCCUAACCUUAUAUCCACGUAAUUACGUGGAUUUGGUGCGAAUAGACACAGCGAUAAAAAAAUGAUACUCUCUUUCGUCCCUCGAACCGUCCCUUUUUUAUUUUUAAUCUGACGCCGCUAAGCAGACGCUACACAGUAGCUGACCUUCAUCAUCAUUUUUCUUUGAUGGAAGGGUGUAUUAGGUAGUUUUUAGUUUGUAAUUUUGUAAAGCAACGAACAAAAAAAUGGAUCCGAGAAUUCAUAGACGCCAGGAAGCGGAUAAAAGCUCCGCAGAUAUGAUUGUGGAAUGGCUCAACGAAGCAUCGAUGAGCCCAAAUGAAAAUAUCAAAGUGCAAAACAUUUGUAAAAUACAGGAGAUCACUCUGCAUAAGGAACCUUCAUUGCUUGGCACUUACUUAGACUCUAUAUUACAAUUUGCCCUUGACAGAAAUGCAGAUGUUAGGAAAACUCUAGCUGGCUUUAUUGAAGAAGCUGGAGAAAUAGUACCUGAUUACAUUCCCAGGCUUCUGCUCAUUCUAAUUAGAUUAGUGACUGAUCCAGCACCAGUUGUUGCCAAGAGAGCAUUGAGAACAAGUGGGAAAAUUUUUAGGGCUACCUUAAAGUGGGCAGCAAGUGCACCUGUUGUUUCCCAAGAUAUGGAAACUGCCUGGGCUCAGAUUAGCAACUUGAAGAUUCAGAUCAUUGGAAUGAUAGAUAGUGACAAUGAUGGUAUAAGAACGCAGGCGUUAAAGUUCUUGGAAGGUGUUGUCCUGAUCCAGUCGUACCCAGACCCUGACUCACCAAAGAAGCCUGAAGAUUUUUCCUUGGAAGAUGUGCCUCUUACCUUAAAAAUUGCGCGCAGAAGAAAGUUAGAAGAAGAGGCAAAUCAUGUAAUGGACCUGUUGAUCAAAUUCUUUGGAUCGGCCCACGUCAGCAGCGUCAAUCUCAUCACCUGCUUGGGAUCCUUAUCUUACAUUGCCAAAUUUAGGCCACAGUUUAUGCCAGCUGUGAUACAAGCAAUACAACGAGUACAAAGUGAUUUGCCACCAACGUUAUCCGACUCUCAAGUGACAAGUGUACAAAAACAGUUGAAGCUCACUUGGUUUGGUCUUUUGAAGCAUCCUGCCAGCAUAGAAUUUGCACAAUCGAUCGCGAGGCAGCUCACCCAGCUUGGAUGCAAAGACAGCGAGAUUCUCAAAUCCUUCCCCAAGCCAGAGGACAUCAAACGAGUCAAAAAACGGCAGCAGGAAACAGCAGCUGCCGUUGCAGCGAAAAAGGCAAGGGUUGAGACUCCUGUAAUACCUAUGGACAAUGUUGAGCCAGAACCUUUGCCGGUUCCAGCCCCAAUAAUGCCGCCAGAAUUGAUCGAGCUAUCAGAGACGUUCAUAACAGAGAGACUCAGCGUCGAAAUAGCUACAGAGUUGGUCAUGGAUAGUAUGGUAUGGGUGCCCGACAUAAUGACGUCCGUUUUCCAAAGAGAGUACCAACCAACCGCCACGACCGACCUCAACACGCAGCGCAUGGUCAUUGGCAAACUCCUCGCAGCUCAAAUAAAACAAGCCAGGGAGAAAAAAACAAAGACCAGCUCCAAGGAAGACAAGCUUGACAUGGUGAUGGAAGACUUGAUAAAAAAUCCCACCAUCACCGUAGCCGAGGUGAAACGUGAACGCAAGCGCGAGAAGGACCGAGAAAAAGAGCAGCUGGCCAAAGCUUCCCUGGAGGCGCACGAAAAGGCCAAGGCAGCCACGCGAACGCGCGUCAAGUCCCUUAAACUUGCGGAAGUAACCAAGCCUCUGCUCAAAGACACGCGCGAUCGCAUGCUACUCAUGUGCGUUAGGCGCAUGCUGGCGAGCGAAAAGAGCACGAGAAUCGGGGGUGUCACCAAGACUCGUAACAAAGUCCUUACGACUCUAGCAGCUACAUUCAACCCCGAAGUUAAAGCCUCCAUUCUACGUCACAUAACGGAGGACAUGCGCACGCGGAUGGACUUGGCGCUCAGCUGGCUGUACGAGGAGUAUGCGCUGCUCCAAGGCUUCCAGAGAAGGACAAUACUUAACACGACGCCCCAGGAGGCGCCGCACACGGCAUACAACUCUUUGUUUUGUACGCUAGUAAACGCUAUCGACGCUAUUCCUGGCAAAGACAGAGACACCCAGCUAACGAAGCUUUAUCUGGAGGCACCUCUCAUUACCGAAGAUGCGGUCGAAGCGCUCAAGAGCAUAUCGUCCGACGAAACGAGAGGCUUGGCACCGUUGCAGUUGCUGAAGGAUCUUGUUAUCAGAAGACCAACCAAGCAGCUUACGCUACUCAACGUGCUGCUGUGCCACACGGGUCAUGAGAAAAAUAUGAUUCGGGAAAAUGCUAUUCAACUCGUCGUACAGCUCUACAGUCGCCCGGACCUAAGUAAAAUGAUCGAAGAGUACGCGGAGCUUUACUUGGGUUUCUUGCGUCUGCCUAGUCCACCGGAAAUUCUGUUUGGUCAGGACCGUGGCCGACUGCAUAUCGAGGAAAACUGGACGGAAUCGACCACUCGCGCCUGUCUCAGUCUGUAUCUAGCUCUGCUCACCGAACACCAGAACCUCAUCCAUGAACUCGCUCGUAUCUACACGUCCAUGAGCGCCGAUGUGAAACGCAUCGUUCUUCGACUGGUCGAAGGACCGGUCAAGUCGCUGGGCAUGGCCAGUCCACAGCUGCUCGACCUUAUAGAAAACUGUCCCAAGGGCGCUGAAACUCUAGUUACCAGAAUCGUUCACAUUCUCACGGAAAAAGCUCCUCCAAGUGCUGAACUAGUCACCAAAGUUCGAGAACUAUACCAGACACGUGUCUCCGACGUCCGGUUCUUGAUUCCCGUGCUCAACGGUUUGACAAAGAAGGAAGUCCUUGCAGCUCUGCCCAAGCUCAUCAAGCUCAAUCCCGUCGUCGUCAAGGAAGUGUUCAACAGAUUGUUGGGCACCUACAACAACGAUAGUGGAGUGCCGCACACGUCGCCCGUCACUCCUGCCGAAUUGAUGAUUGCUUUGCACACGAUCGAGCCGAGCAAAGCUGAGCUCAAGACUGUCAUUAAAGCCACGUCGCUGUGUUUUGCGGAGAAGCAAGUUUUCACGCAGGAAAUUGUAGCGGUUGUGAUGCAACAACUCAUGGACAUGACUCCGUUGCCCACUUUACUGAUGCGCACUGUGAUACAGAGUCUGGGACUUUAUCCGCGUCUCAGUGGCUUCGUGAUGAACGUACUACAGCGGCUGAUACUCAAGCAGGUUUGGAAGCAGCCCAAGGUCUGGGAAGGCUUCGUCAAGUGCUGCGAGCGCACUCAGCCCCAAAGUUUCGCUGUUAUACUGCAACUGCCUCCGACGCAGCUUAUUGAUGCGCUGAAGAUGGCCCCGAAUCUCAAGGGUCCUCUAGUGGCUCAUGUUGAGUCUUUGGCUGAAAAUCAAAAGGCGCACGUUCCACAAUCAAUCAUGGAUGUGAUUAAGGGAAAACCACCGGCCGUAGUACACGACGAUUUUGAUAUUGCUCCCCCUGGAGAUUUUUCAGAACGUCGAGAUACAACCGAAAUGGAUAAUCUCGAACCAGCACCGCCUGGUUUGGAUUGAUUGCCUUUUUUACCAUUAAAUGCAUAAAUUUUAUUAUGCCUGGAUGGAGGUUUAUUGAAUUUUUAUUUCUUAGAACGAGUCAAUCGUCUUUUAUUUUGAUUUUCUGUAGUGUGAAGAAUGAACGAACUAAGAGCUGUAUAUUUUAAUCAUCUUGUUGAUUUUGUACCAUGUGGAUGAUGAAUUGUAUAAUUGAGA